CGCUCCACUGCGCAGGCGCCGAACACAUCGACAUGAGCGGCAACUUCACCGGGAGCCUCAUGCGCCCCGCCGCCUGUCGCCCACAACAGUCAGCAUCAUCCUCAUCAUCGUCAUCUUCAUCAUCAUCAUCAUCCUCACCUCCACCACCAUCAUCAUCAUCAUCAGCAGCAGCAUCAGUGUGAUGAAGCAGCGGAGGACGGAGACCUUCCUGCUCUGAGACACUGGAUCAGCCCGCAGACAGGAUGACCGAGGUGAUGAACUCUUUGGAGCCCAGUACGGAGGACUUCAGCGGGGGUGGAGCUCCAGCAGAUCAGGGCGCAAUCUUCCCAGAUUCCCACGAGAGGAACCCGAAGCUGUCCAAGCGGCUUCCCUCCAUCGUGGUGGAGCCGACGGACGGAGCCGAGGUGGAGAGCGGCGAGCUCCGCUGGCCGCCGGACGAGCCCAGCUCCCCGGACGGCCGGGCCGAGAGGCCGAGUCCGGAGGAACGAGCUGCAGAUGAGGCGGCGUGGAAUGUCGGCGUGGGCGAAGCGGCUUCAGGGGAGGAGAUGCAGGACUCCAACUAAACAAGCCCCUCCCCCCCCCCCCCCCCCCCUGAUCCACAGCCACUGUGAGUGUGUCCACACGCGGGUGAAUGGAAACGAGUCCGAUGGAAGAGCACGUUGCAUCCGUGAAGAGCAGAGAACAGAUUCCCAAAGCCCGGCUCCAGGGGAGCUUCAAGCCACAGUCGUGAUGGAGAGUUUUUGUGUGCGCUUCCUCGCCUCCUUCUUCUUCUUCUUCUUCUUCUUCUUCUUAUGAGGAGGAGGAGGAGGAGGAAGGAGGUUGUCCUGUCGGCUUAAACAGAUCUUCUUGAACCUUUUCCAGGUUGCCUUUUGGCUUGUUUUUUUUUCAUGAGAAGCUGGAAAUGAACAAAAUACACUUUAACUUUUGGCAGCAGACGUGUUUUCGAUAUCAGAAUUUUAACACUUAAAAAUUGAGUUUUUCCUUAUCUAAUAUGACUAUUGUUAGAUUUCCAGCUUUGUGGUUUAGAUCUUUGCAAUUCGAUGACUGAAAUGUUGUGUUUCUGGCUCCAGGCUGAUUAACAUCUGGAAGCUUCUAAAUGCUGUUUAGCUCAAGUGUGCCAUGUUACUACUACUACUACUACUACUACUACUACUACUACUACUACUACUACGAAAGGUAGCUACUGUACUUUGUGCACAGUUUCUCUAGAUGUAAAUGACAUCACUGUAUGUUGAGUGCUGUAGUUUUGGUGAUGCUUGGUCUCACUUUUCACUUUGUGAACAAUAGCUGCGAUGUUUUGAGAAACGAAGCCUACGUCACUUUAUUCGAUGUUAUUACCACACAUUCUUUAAUAUAUAUAUAUAUAUAAUGAUGUGUCGUGUUUGGUGAUCCCGGUUUGCUGUUCGUUUAAAGGCAGUUCAUUUUGUUACUCAAGUAAAGGAAUAACCAGUUUAUUUUAGACGUGUGUCGUUUGUCAGACAAGAUAUUUUUAAAAGUACUGGAAGCCUAAACUGUUGCACAAGUAAUAAAUAUUUUCAAAAUUCUUAAAA
Pungitius pungitius (ninespine stickleback) is the source of this 1550-nucleotide messenger RNA. RefSeq names its product protein LBH-like. NCBI's taxonomy places the organism in Eukaryota, Metazoa, Chordata, Actinopteri, Perciformes, Gasterosteidae. The transcript has 4 exons. The record is from RefSeq and is a predicted model, not a curated record. The coding region runs from base 243 to 563 and encodes 106 amino acids.